Endocarpon pusillum Z07020 is the source of this 813-nucleotide messenger RNA. RefSeq lists its product as uncharacterized. NCBI's taxonomy places the organism in Eukaryota, Fungi, Ascomycota, Eurotiomycetes, Verrucariales, Verrucariaceae. The transcript has a single exon. The record is from RefSeq and is a predicted model, not a curated record. The coding region runs from base 1 to 813 and encodes 270 amino acids.
AUGCAGUCGCCAUGCUCAAACCUCCGACUCACUGGUCUUGUCAGCCUUUUCGUUUGCAUCCUCGCCUUUGGCAUUAACGCAUACACCAAGCAGGCUUCGAGACAUGAGGAACAGGUGUCUCCAUACAGUUCAUUGUCCGUACUCGUUGGAGCGCCAACCUCUCCUGCACAGACUCGUUCGGAAGCAAUCUCCCAGCGCAACACGCCUCUUCCAAGGCAGCACACCCCACCCCUCUUUUCACAUGGCGGAGUAUUCCAACGCAUGACCAGAAGUACCAUACAGUCAGCAUGUCCAAGCCCAGAAGCGGUAGCGAGAGCCGCACCGCCAUACUCGAGCGAAAACAAGCACGGCCGCUUUCACCGGCACAAGAGAACCCAGAUCCCGAAGCCGGAUAACAAUGACACCGAUAACGACGAUGACAAUGACCCACCCCUAACCCCGUCACAACCCACCCACAAACCGCCCAGCACCCUCCAAACAAGCAGCAGCACCACUACCACCACACCAUCCCUCCCCGACAAUAAACCUUUCAAACUGCCCUCCCCACGCACCAGCACCAGCACCAGCACCAGCACCAGCGCCAACAUGCGCGCCUCGCAACCCAGCAAACGCUCACCCGGCCACACCGACCCGUACUCUGCCUUCUACGGCAGACGAGACAAACGCAUCAGCCGACCAGCCCUCAUCAUUCUAACCCUCGGCUCCAUGAUGCUCCUCGGACUACUCCUGUAUCUGGGCUGGAUGGUGGUGUGGAGAGACUUCGGCCUGGAUGUCCUGUGGGAGGAGUUGAGGAUGCGGAGUGCUGAUUGUUGA